CAGAUAGGAACCACCAUGGAUGUGGAACAAGUGAUCUACACGUUGUUGGAGGUGCUCAUCGCCGUCAGCUGCUGUCUGGGUAAUGCGCUGGUUGUGUUGGCGCUGUGGACCAGUAAGAGCAUUCACAAGCCCACCUACGGCCUCAUCGUCAGUCUGGCUGUGGCCGACUUCAUGGUCGGCUGUGGGGUCAUACCUCUGGCCGUGGUGAUGGACGGGCGAGUGGAGACUUCAUUCCACGGCUGUCUCUUCAUCAGCUGUGUGGUCGUCCUGUUGAGCCUCGUCUCAGUUUUGUGUCUUGCGGCUAUCGCAGUGGACCGCUUCCUCCGGGUGCAUCUCCCUCUCAGGUACAAAAGGACUGUCACACAGAGGCAUUCUCAGCUGGUGGUAGCAGCGUGUUGGCUUGUUGCAGUACCUCUGAGUUUUUCUCCCAUGUUUGGAUGGUACAACCAUAAAACCUUGUCCGAGUCCACCAACUCCACCAUAGUCUGCCAGUUUACAGCUGUGAUCCCCAUGUCAUACCUGGUUUACCUCAACUUCUUUCUCUGCACCCUCACACCUCUGCUGGUGAUGACCGUGCUGUACGGCUACAUCUUCUGCACCAUCCGAGGAACCCUUCGAGAGAAACCAGGCGACGGGCCCCAGAAACCGUGUCAGAACUACCUGGAGAAAGAGAAACAGCUGGCAGGCUCUCUGUCCCUGGUCCUGGCUCUGUUUGCCCUGUCCUGGCUCCCUCUCCACAUUAUGAACUGCAUCGUUUACUUUGGUGAGGCCAAGGAUGUACCAGGAACAGCUUUCCACGUCGGCCUCCUGCUCUGUCACGCCAACUCGGCUGUGAACCCAGUCGUGUACGCGUUCAAAAUAGAAAAGAUCAAGACGGCGUACCUGAAGCUUUGGAGACGGUACAUCACAUGUGGAGAAGAAACCCAAGCAUCUCCGACCUGCCCGACGACAGACAACAACCUCAGCAACAGUAACAUGAACAGCCUGGCCACAAAUUUGUGAAGCAAGAUUUCCUUUGUUGUUCUGAAUGAUUGAAUUAUUAUACAGGCGCGUUGAUGAAUACAAAUAUUAGACUUAUUUUUAUAAACA
Molecule: messenger RNA, 1089 nt
Organism: Pseudoliparis swirei
Lineage: Eukaryota; Metazoa; Chordata; Actinopteri; Perciformes; Liparidae
Product: adenosine receptor A1-like
Exons: 2
Coding region: 16-1002 (328 amino acids)
Biological process (GO): G protein-coupled adenosine receptor signaling pathway
Cellular component (GO): dendrite; synapse; membrane
Molecular function (GO): G protein-coupled adenosine receptor activity
Source: RefSeq, a predicted model, not a curated record